UUCAAUAUGGCUUCCGCCUGUGCGCUGGAAUGGGUUCCAGAUUCAUUGUAUAAUAUGGCUGUUUCUGCCAUAGUUACUACCUAUUCUAAAUAUAGAAGAGAAUUGAAAGCUUUGCCUGAAAACGUCCAGUUUGAUAUUUAUUAUAAGUUGUACAACAAGGGAAGGCUGUGUCAACUGGGCAUGGAAUUCUCUGAGCUGGAUACUUUUGCAAAAGUGCUGAAAGUCAAUGACAAAAGGCAUUUGUUGCAUCACUGUUUUCAAGCGUUGAUGGACCAUGGGGUACGCGUAUCAGAGAUACUUGCGGAUUCUUUUACAAGCCAGGUUUAUCAAGCUCUACCAGAAAUACAGUCAAAAGAUAAAGUUAUACAGCUUGGAUUUGCUUUAGGAGGUUUUCUCAGUGAUGCGGGCUGGUUUGGCAAUGCAGAGAAGGUGUACAAAGCAUGUCUGAAUGUAUGUCAGAUUGAUGUCUCUGUUCCUAGCCUGUGUAAAUCUCUGGAGUGCAGUGUCAGGUUACUCCAUGUUCAGAACUCAAACUGUAAAUAUCAGGAAGCAAAAUCUACGUGUAAAGAUGCGCUAGAUGUUAUUACGAGGAUUGAUGAGCAGGGAACCAGUGUGAAUAAAGCUACACUGUAUACAGAAUACUGUGCUCUCCUCUUUGCUGAGAGCCAAUAUGAUGAGGCAUUUAAACAUUGUGGCUUGGCAAUGAAGGAACUGUCUUUGAGUUUACCCCAAAAAGCAGUGGUUGAUGUUCUUAGACAGUGUUCAAAGGCCUGUGUUGUGAAGAGAGAGUUUACUAAAGCUGAAGUGUUGGUAAAGUAUGCUGUAAGUUAUGCCAGGGAGUGUUUCGGUUGUCAUCAUCCAAAAUAUGCUGAUGCUCUGCUAGAUUAUGGUUUCUAUCUUCUAAAUGUGGAUUCUAUAGCAGCAGCUGUACAAGUUUAUCAGAAUGCCUUAGAUAUACGACAAGCUGUAUUUGGUGGAAACAAUCUACAUGUAGCUGUAGCCCAUGAAGAUCUGUCAUACGCCUCAUAUGUACAGGAAUAUAGCUCUGGACGAUUCACUGAUGCAAAGGAUCAUGCUGAAAAGGCCAUUGAAAUCUUAGAACAUAUACUGCCUAAAGAUCAUCUAAUGUUGUCCUCAUCUAAACGUGUUAAAGCAUUAAUUCUGGAAGAAAUUGCCAUAGAUAGUCACAACAAGGAGGUAGAGGAUAAGUUGUUGACAGAGGCGCAGGAACUACAUCUCCAGUCCCUUGCUCUGGCAAGAAAAGCUUUUGGAGAAAACAAUGUACAGACAGCAAAACAUUACGGAAAUCUCGGAAGACUUUACCAGUCCAUGCAUAGAUACGAGGAAGCAGAACAGAUGCACCUACAGGCAAUAGAGAUAAAGGAACGGUUGUUAGGGACAGAGGACUAUGAGGUAGCGUUGUCUGUCGGACAUCUAGCAUCAUUGUAUAACUAUGACAUGGAUAAAUAUGACGAAGCUGAAAAACUUUACCUGCGAUCCAUAGAAAUAGGUAAUUACUGUUAA
Mercenaria mercenaria is the source of this 1524-nucleotide messenger RNA. Its product is annotated as amyloid protein-binding protein 2-like. The record is from RefSeq and is a predicted model, not a curated record. Gene Ontology annotation, biological process: intracellular protein transport. The coding region runs from base 7 to 1524 and encodes 505 amino acids. The transcript has 12 exons. Gene Ontology annotation, molecular function: protein binding. Lineage: Eukaryota; Metazoa; Mollusca; Bivalvia; Venerida; Veneridae.